Molecule: messenger RNA, 1908 nt
Organism: Saccharomyces eubayanus
Lineage: Eukaryota; Fungi; Ascomycota; Saccharomycetes; Saccharomycetales; Saccharomycetaceae
Gene: MSA1
Product: Msa1p
Exons: 1
Coding region: 1-1908 (635 amino acids)
Source: RefSeq, a predicted model, not a curated record
AUGAAUAACGUCGUGGACAAAAGCAUGAUUAAGAAAAGAGGCAGGCCUCCCAUCACCAAAGAUUAUCCCGAUCCUUUACAAAGCCCUAUGGCGCAUUCUUCAUUGCAGGUACAGAAACAGGGCCCUCGCAGUUUCGCUAAACCUUUGAUGAAGGUGGGGCAGUGUAGUCCAUCUCCGAAUAAAAGAAGACUCAGCGUCGAAAAUCACCCUAAUUUAGUGGCCACCACCAAGAAGGGCAGAUAUAGAGGCGUCCUGUUAUCAACUCCUACCAAGAAAUCAGGAGUGAGCGGGUUUACUCCGAUCUCCACCCCAUCUUCCAACGACAGUUAUACCAAUACGGUAUUCUCUGAGUCAAGGAAAACUUUCCUACAAAGUUCGCCGCCCAUUAUGUCGUCUUCUCCAGGCUUCCAGAAGAAGAAUGAAUUCAUAUUCCCUUCACCGGACCAAUUCAAACUUUCUUUAACCAUUACCGAAAGUGGGAAGGCUGUCAUUGCUGGAUCCUCGCCAUUCUCCCCAUUGUCGAAACUACCUCAUUCCUUAAUGAACAGUAACGAUAAAAAAUUCUUACUUAAUGAAAGAAUUCAUAAAAAUAUCAAGAAAACUACUCCCAAAUUUGAAAAGAAACGUAUUCUUUCUCUCUUGAAACAAAUGAAGAACAAUAAAGAUUUCAAUAUGUCUUCCGAAAUACGCCCACCGAAAUCAAGCAGAUCUGAUGUCGUUGAAACUGAACUGCCUACCAUUAUAGAGACCUCGGCUUCUCCAGUAAGUAGCAUUAGACAUAACAACGCUUUGUUUUCUCGAUCUCCACAAUCACCGCCCCCAAGCGCACAAUUCAUGCCACCAUCCACACCAAAAAGUUCUUUCCAAUUUAGAACUGGAUUCACUCCUAACGUUGCACUGAAUCAGGUGUCUUUAAGCGAUACUUUACCGAAGCCUACAGCAAAUGGUCUUAACUCGAACAUUGUCGGUUCCAACAACAAUAAUCACAACGGUAGCUCCGGUAAUAAUAACAUUGUAGAUGCUGGUGCAUUAUUAACGUUGACUAAUAGCCCUGGAAUGUUCUUGUCGCCAAGAAACAAAAUGAUGCCCAAAUCUGCUACUCUGUCUAGUGAACAACAGGAAUUCGUAUUCAAAUUCUCAGGUGGCGAUCCAUUAUUGCUUACCGAUGACGCAGAUGGGAACUGGCCGGAAAUGCUUUUCAACGUAUCUAACAGUCCAAAACGUCAAAAAUGCUUCAAUACACCUCCAUCGUGGAUAAACUUUGGUUCACCAGGGCUAUUCAGCCCACCAAGAGGUGCCACUAUCAUGGUAAAUGGUACCACCCCCGCAGCCACAUCGGAUAACGGUAAUGUGCAUAGACAAUUACAAGCCCAAUUAGAGGCACAAGUGCAAGCGCAAUCCCAAACCAAUUCUCCGGCUCAACGACAACAACAACAGCGCCAGUUCCAGGUGCUCCAAUCGCACACUAACAUGAGCUCUUCCCCACCGCAGAUCAACAUAGCUCUUUCACCUCAACAGUCUAUGGCUAGCAGAUCAUCUGGGUACCUCAAUAAAGAGAAAACCAUGAUUGGAACGACAGAUAUACUGGGCAACGCCAAAAAUGGAAAUUUACAACCCCCAGCAAACCUGGUUAACGCUACUCAUGGACCUUCGACGCCCAGAAAUCAAGAAUUCCAAUUACCAACUUUAAUCGAGUGCACUCCGUUAAUCCAGCAGACCAUGAAUGGUUCUUUAGGAACUAAAUACAUACCAGAAACCUCUGUUUCAAAUAGCGUUGCAUCGAACUUAAACGGGUUCACUGCUACCAAAACAGUUUCCGGUUCUAAUGAUUUACUAAAGCAGAAUAUGUAUAGUAACAAACAUGACGAUGCUAGAAUUGCUUUGAAAAAAUUAAUCGAUGAUCAAUAA